UUUAUAUUCCAAUUUCAUUUUUUUUAAUUGUCUAACAUUAAAAUUAAAUCAAAUCAAAUCAAAAUUUUUAAAUAAAAUCAUUAUUCAACGGUAUAAUCGAUUGCUAGUUCUAUUUUCGAUUCCCACUAAUUUAAAACGAAUUUCUCCAAAUCCUUCCGAUCGCAAAUGAUCAUCAUCAUCAGCUAGGGCUUCUUCAUUUUUGUCUGGAUUUUUCGUUUCCAGUGUCUUAAUUUUUGAAACCCGUGGUGAAUUAGGGCUGAAUCCAAAUUCCAGUUCGCCGAGGAAGGUCAUUGGAAGUAAGCUAAGAUUUAUCGUACUAGUAGGAAUGGAUGGGCGGCUGUUGUAAAGAGAAGCAUGACAAGCGGAACUAUGUGGAGGAUUAAAGAGCAUAUGUUCGGGUUUAGUAAGUCGAAUGUUAUUACCUUUACUGAUAUCUGGUUGCUCGGUGUUUGUUUUAAACUUGAUGCUAUUGGUGGUGAUCCUGUUUCUAGCAGUGGAUUUGCUGCUUUUGUUGAGGAUUUUUCAUCCAGGAUUUUGAUGACUUAUAGAAAAGGGUUUGAUCCCAUUGGGGAUUCGAAGUAUACUAGUGACGUUAAUUGGGGAUGUAUGCUUCGGAGCAGUCAAAUGCUUCUUGCUCAAGCACUAAUUGUUCAUCGUUUAGGGAGAUCUUGGAGAAGAACUGUGACUAUGCAAAUUGAACAAGGGUAUCUUGAAAUUCUUCACGAGUUUGCUGAUUCUGAAGCUUCAGCUUUUUCAAUCCAUAAGCUUCUAGAAGCUGGGAAGGGUUAUGGUCUAGCUGCUGGGUCAUGGGUUGGACCUUAUGCCACAUGUUGUGCUUGGGAAACUCUGGCCCGUGUUGAUAAAGUUAAAUUGAAUAAAUCAUCAAUGGCUAUCUAUAUUGUUUCGGGUGAUGAAGAUGGUGAACGCGGUGGGGCACCUGUUUGUAUAGAAGAUGUAUAUAGCUGCUGUCUUGAGCAUUCAGGUGGUGCAGCUGGUUGGACGGCCAUUCUCUUGCUGGUUCCUCUGGUUCUUGGACUUGAUAAGCUUAACCCCAGGUAUGUUCCUUUAUUGGGGCUACUUUUACAUUUCCUCAAAGUAUUGGAAUCUUAGGUGGGAAACCUGGCGUUUCAACUUACAUCAUUGGCGUGCAAGAUGAAAAUGCGUUCUACCUGGAUCCACAUGAUGUACAGCCGGUAAAUGUACACUAGAAUACCAUUUCUUACAUUUAUUUAACUGUUUACUGCAGCGAGGUAUUUUAGGUAAGGAGUCGAUUGUCAUGAUCUUUGCUUUAGGAAACUAAAUUGUAAAGUAUCUUGGAGUUUUGAGGCAAAACACUGUUUCUUUUUUCAAACCCUUACAGUUUAGUGCAGUUCUCAUCUCCAAGAAAUUCUCGUCAGUGGAAUUGCUAGAGUUGUGUUUGGGUGACAAUACACAGCUCUGAUCUAGGAUUUAGAGUGAAAUUCUAGAUCGAAAUUUAGAAUUAUCAGUUUAUGAGGAAAGAAUUAGAGCAUAAAUAAACUGACGAGGUUAAUUAAUAGCUAAUCAACUGACAUGGAUUUCAUUGAUUUAUCUCUCUUAUCAUCAGAGAGAGAGAGAGAGAGAGUUGGGUGGAAAACUUAGUUGGAGCAAGUGAAUUACAUUAGUAAUUGCUAAUUGUAUUCCUAAUUAGUCGCAUCAAUCAAAUCAAACCCUACCUCCCUUCUGGAGGGAGCAACAUAGGGGGGCUGAUAGAGAGCAAGAGUUACUAUAAGGUGUAUUUAAAAGAUUUUGUUAUCUUAAUAUGAGCACAAAUUUUUAGGUUAUUAGCAUUUUUAGGUUGAAUAUCUUUUAAAGACUUCUUAAGCUCUAAUUUAUUGAUGCUACGUACCAUCAUCCAUGAAUAUUUUCUUUUAACUGUGAUCAUUUGACACUUGAUGCAUUCUUGAACUAAGGCAACAUCAAUUCAGAUAGGCUACAUGGAGAAUCAAGAAUGUGGAAAGACAAGUGCUUAUUAGUUUCUGCUCUUUUUGCAUGAAAAUUAAGUCGUUUAACAAUAAGCUUGUAUAGUGUGUAUAUUCAUGUACAACUUUUUCUUUCCAAAUUGUAUCUAGACUUUCUCUUUCCAAAUUUUUUCUUCGUUCCAUUCAGUUGUUUAUGACAUGUAAAACUUGAUUUAGUAUGUAUUUCAUCAAUUCAUGUACUCAUUUUACAAGAGAAAAAGGAAAAAGAAAAAAAAAAGUGUGUACAUUGCUCAAUUUUCUUUCAUUUAUGUUCCACUUCAAUAGCAUUGGAAUUUUAUAAUGUUAUAGUUGAGUUGUUUCGUACUAAAAUUACCACAGCUCAUAUUUAUUCUCAUUUGGAUGGGUUCACUAGAUGAUUAUUGACGAUGGAAACUGGUUGCAUAAGAUUGAAGUAACUUUGAUAAAUCUGAAAGGUCUUGUCAUGUACUUUGAUAAACAAUAGAUCCCAUAAGAUAGUAAAUACCUUUGAUGCAUCAAAAAGAUUUCGACAUGUACUUCGAUAAAGAGAAUCAAAUAAUUUUUUUGUUCUUAAACAGUUGUCAACUUAUCGAUUAUGAAUUUUUUCAUACAAUAACGCUCCCUUCUUUUUGAAUCGGUGUCUUUUUUUCCAUUCUUGGUGUUCUACAUUGAUGUUUAAAUGUCCACUAUAUUCCUCUUGGGAAAAAUUUUCUUUUACUCUUUUUCUCCCCACCUUUGAAGGGCUCCUUUCACUUUCUUCCUCUACUCUCUCCUUGUCGCAACAUCCCACUGCUACAAAGUUGUUGUAAAAGUAAUUUGGAAUGAAGCGAGUAGCAAUAGCAUUUUUGGGAAUUUUCUUUUGUUCACCAAGGUUACAAAAAAUGGUUUUAUUGGUAUACGAACGAAGUAAGUUUAGAAGAACAAAGCUUCUCUUGAAAUAUAAGAAUUCCUCUUAUAUAUCUUGUUCUUGUAUUCAUGUGAGCGUUGUGACAUCUAAUUGUCCAUUUAUUACAUGUCUAUUAUUAUACGUUAGCAAAAUAUUCAAACAUAAAAGCCUAUUUGUCUUACAGGUGAGCAUUAGAUAAUGGGAUUACUUAAUCUUUUUUAUUUAGGUGUCAUUGAAUUCUCCCUUGAUUGUUUGAUACUACCUUCCUUUUCAAGUUAGUCUGUUUGAUGUUUGGCAAUAUGAGCGACUUAUUAUAUUUGACAUCAUAGAAAUUGGUAUUUUACUUUCUUGGUCUUAUAGAGUUUGCCCCAAAUAUAGGUUGUGUGCAAAUAAAGGAAGUGAAGAAAAAGUAAUAAAAAGGUAUACUUUAUGAAGAAGGAGAAAAAUGUGGAUGAAAUAAAUAGGUAAAUUAAAUGUGUGGAUGAGAAUUAAAAAAGAGGGUGAGUCAUGAGUCUCUAUACCAAAAAUAGAAAUGUAGCAAAAUUCAUGAGAAAAUAGUGUAAAGUCCGUGGGAUAGAGGGAGUAUACGAUACCUUGGGUUUUAAUUUUGAUUGUGCCAAAUCAUGAAAUAUCAAAAAAAAAAAAAUGAAAGGCACAUGUAUAUUAACCUUAGCAAGAGAGUGUAAAACAGGACCUGUGUUGAGAGACGUAUUAUAUCCCUUGAUUGCUGAACUCUGUUGAUUGAUCUUUGAUGCUAAAAAUAAAGGGUGUUAUUUUUAGAUGCUCCUUACAAUAUUUGUUGUUUUGAUUGUUUCUCAUGUUAUCUAGAAUGGUUCUUUGGGUUGAUGUGAUUCUAUAAUUGUAAAAAUGUUGCAUACCAUAGGUGCUAUAUUUAUGAGUAGUGUUUGGAGAGUUAAGAGUAGGUUGAGUUGUACUUUAUAAUGAUUACGACACAACUUUUUAUAAGUUUUGUAGUGCAGCUUGAGUUUUAUAAGCUUGAAUCUUCCAAUUGAAUCCUGAUCGUCCAUAUAGAACAUAAGCUUGAACAUUUUAUGAAGAUUCAAGAUUUGGAUCUAUUCGGGCGAGAAGUUUUUGAGGAAAAUUAUGUUUGGUCAUGCAUUUUUCAUUCGAAGUCGAUAUUGCUAGCUAACAAAGAACUGCAUAGAUGGUGAUUGUUCGCUAUGAUGAUGAGAAUUCAAUGUUGUUGUCCUAGAUUGUGCACAAUUUGUUUCACAUAUUUUAAUUAGUCAUCUCAUGUACCGGUAGUAUAAUGCAAAGGUUUUCUGAUCUUGUCAACUUAUAUAAAAGCUAUGAUAAAGUUUGUUUCCUUGGGUUUGAUUUUAAGUUAAGAUUCCAAGAGUUCUUUUAGGAUUAUAGUGUCAACUGGGUAUUCUGUUCCUUUUCUAUUUCAAAGAGCAUAAGAACAAUUUUGGGGGGAUUGGAGAUUUUCUUAUGAGUAAUUAUUGUGGAUUGGGACGGGAUAAUGAUCUUUAAAAGAUGGGAGUGAUUUUUUCCUUUACCAUUUUAUGGUCUAUAUGAUUAGAAAGGAAUAGGAUAUUAGUGACCGAUUUCUACAUGUAGAGGUGCUAUGGGAGGUGGUCUUUUUGGCGUCACUUUAGGCUGAGACACAUGAAUUAUUUAACCAUUGCUCUCUUGAUGAUUUAUGUAGAAGUAACUGGAACGUGAUAGUGUAGCUAUCUUUAUUUGCUUCUUGGGAUCCCUCAUCCUAUAUGUAUGACGUAUUUCCUCAUCAAUAGAAGUUUUUCCUUAUCAAAAAUACUGUUUUACAUGAUAGAAAUCUGCAAAUUAACUGUGAUUUGGUCACAUGGAAUCUGUCUAUGAGCAAAAAUGAUUUGGCAAAUACAGCAUAAUAUAGUAGGGAAUUGUUCUAAUAUCAAAAUGUAACGUCCUGAUAGAUAGCAGAUUAUUAUGUGCAAUAGAGAAUGUUAAAUAUACUGUUGUGAUGAAAGUUGAUGAUAUUCUACAUUACAAGUAAUGAACCUUUUUUGAGAUACAUGAGAGAUAUUGCUUCGUUCUGGAAAGUAGUAGAUUGCCUUGCAGGAGUACCCAGUUUUGAAGAAUGAAUAUGAUGAUAAUGUGAUGUCGAGAACAGUUUGCUGAAUCAACUAUUCUUGGAAAUGUUUAAUAGCUGUAAAUGGCUGUCAUGUGUAUAUAAGUUAAUGACUUAGUACAGUCUCUUUGCUCAACGUCUAUCUUCCAUACUUCCGUCGUCUUUAAAAGAGAUGUCUCCUUUAAGCAUUUCAGUUUAUCAAACUACCAAUCCUCUCAUUUCCACAGUUCAGGAUUCAUUUUAGAUUGAGCGAUUUAUUGCAGCUGAGUUUCUCUUUGCGUUUCUGGCCUUUUUCUUUCAUGGUUUUCAGUUUUGAACAGAAAAAAGAGUAUUUUUGGCAGUUCACAUUUUUCCUAUUGUCGUGGAAAUUAAGUUCAUUAACCCCUUGCAAACCGCUUUUGAAUUGCAUUUCAGGUGGCUUGUAUUAUGAAGGAUGAAGCUUAGGUAGAUACUUCAUCAUUUCAUAGCAAUUAAGAUUUCCGUUAAUGUAUAUAUCCUUUGUUUUGUUCUUCUUGAUUUUAUUACUAAUUUACUCCACUUGCACAAGUGUGAUCCAGCACAUUCCUUUGGAAUCUAUCGACCCUUCAUUGGCAAUUGGAUUUUACUGCAGAGACAAAGGUACUCAGAUAUAUGGUCCUGACUUCUCUGGCUAUUUUAUGGUAGUGUUAUUUUUUGUGGGCCUUUUGCUUUUAGAGUUAACUACUGAACCAAAAAAAAAAAUCCCUUUUCAUUCCUAGCUUUAGAGGCCUGGUUGUUUCUGAGGCAAAAACUAUUUCGUACUUAUAUAAGAUUGUUUCUGAGACUAAAAAGUCUUAACACGUUUGUGCCAUUGCGGCCGUUACCGCUAUUGUGACGACAUGUUAAAGAAAAGAUUUUAAUGGCUAAUAUAUUUGAAAACAGCUUACAAUGGCUGUUAAUCAGUGUUUUCAAUGGCUGUUAAUCUACUCCUGACAAGCAUGCACAUAACGGGGUUUUCUGGAACAGUAAACUCAAAAUCCUUAGAGUGGCCGUCAAAACAGACCGGCCUCAUUUUUAUUCCUUGUGCAGAACUAAUCACCAAAAUGAGUUCCAUCUUGUUGCUGGACUGGCCACCUACAGUGUGAAUAUUUAGGACAGUUUAUUAAUAAUCACCCUAUUGUCAUCUAAGCCAAACACCAAGUUCCAUUUUGGCCACCAAUAAAAUAAAAUUACUACUCUUAUGAGAGACCGUCUCUCAAAGAGACGACUUCAAAACAAGAAGCUCACGUCCUUAGUUUCUUUUCAAUUUGUAUUAGUUGGGCUUUUUAGCCCAUAUAUCUAAUGCGUCUCUCGAAGAGACCGUCUCUCACAAUAAUGUGUAAAAUAAAUGAAUUAGGACAAUUCAUGACUUAAAUGUGCAUGCUUGUGAGCUUGUGUGAUGUGUUAUGGGUGCAACUACUAUGAGCCUCGAGGAGUGGAUGUGUGGCAUCGGUUGAAAGGGGAUGCAUUAGUACUACAUGCUUACCUUUCUUUUUCUUUCUAAAUUGUCGGAUAGUUUUGAUGAUUUCUGUUCACGAGCCUCAAAACUAGCCGAUGAAUCAAAUGGUGCUCUGCUAUUUACUGUGACACAUAAUUGGAGCACUCCUAGGACAUCCAACCAAUGUGAUAUGACUAGCAAUGGCGAUCAAAUUCGAGAAGAUAAUUCUUAUGACAUGCUGCAUUCGAACAAUGAUGACGGUAUGCAAGAGGACGAAUGGCAACUUCUUUGAUGAAGAAUGAUUCAGCUAGUUGUAGUCUAAUUGGAGUGAAAAUCAAAUGUGGGUGUUUCAAAUGUUGACAUGCUAAUGUUUGUGUUAUUCUCUUGAUUAAUUUAGCAUCUCCAUACAAAAAACAUUUUCUUUUUGUUUACUAUUUGGAAGUAAAUAGUAUCUAGCAAUGUGAAUCCAAAUAGUGAAAUUUUAGCAUUUGUAAAGAAAACAUGGAGAAAUAAUUGG
Amaranthus tricolor (Joseph's coat) is the source of this 6867-nucleotide messenger RNA. Its product is annotated as cysteine protease ATG4-like. The record is from RefSeq and is a predicted model, not a curated record. Gene Ontology annotation, molecular function: protein-phosphatidylethanolamide deconjugating activity. NCBI's taxonomy places the organism in Eukaryota, Viridiplantae, Streptophyta, Magnoliopsida, Caryophyllales, Amaranthaceae.